Notothenia coriiceps (black rockcod) is the source of this 2857-nucleotide messenger RNA. Its product is annotated as nuclear mitotic apparatus protein 1. Gene Ontology annotation, cellular component: spindle pole; spindle microtubule; centrosome. Gene Ontology annotation, molecular function: microtubule binding. Bases 1 to 2856 code for a protein of 951 amino acids. Gene Ontology annotation, biological process: establishment of mitotic spindle orientation. The record is from RefSeq and is a predicted model, not a curated record. Lineage: Eukaryota; Metazoa; Chordata; Actinopteri; Perciformes; Nototheniidae. The transcript has 8 exons.
AUGAAGGAAGGCCAGGUAGACCUGUUAAAGGUUGAAAACUGCAAUGAGUCAGAGGUGCUGCAGAGCGAGAUCAAAUGUCUUGGGGACCAAGUCCAAAGUUUGAAUGAAUCCCUGAGGACUACAGUUGAGCAGGUUCAGGCUAAAGAAAACCUGCUGACUCAGAAGGAAAUUGAGAUUUCUCAGGAGAGAGAUAACAUCCAAAAGUUGAAUACGACAUCUGAAAGGGAGCUACAAGUACUGAUGGAUCAGAUCAAGGCAAACGAGGAACAGCUGGUCACACUGGAACAUGAGGGAUCCAUACAGUCGGACAUGCUACAGCAGGAGAUCAGAGAUGUAAAAACACAACUCUCUGAUAUGGGUGACUCUCUCUCAGAAGCUCAGGAGGCACUCAAGGCGCAAAUGGUAGCAUCUCAAGAUGAGGUAAAGAUGCUAAAUGAAGAGAUUCGUGCUAAAAAGGAACAAUUCAUUCUUCUAAAUACAGAGACAUCUACACAAUCUCAAUUGCUACAGCAAGACAUUGAAAGUCUAAACAAACAAAUAAAUACUUUGAGCAAUUCUCUUGAGAACGCCAAGGACCAGGCUCUAUCCAAAGAUGAGUUGUUGGCCGAGCAGAAGCAGCAGAGCACUUUGCAGAUUGAGGCACUUGGAAAGACCAGAGCAGUUCUUGAGGAGGAGGUCAAUCAGCUGAGAGAGCAGAUUCAAAUGAAGGAAGGCCAGGUAGACCUGUUAAAGGUUGAAAACAGCAAUGAGUCAGAGGUGCUGCAGAGCGAGAUCAAAUGUCUUAGGGACCAAAUCCAAAGUUUGAAUGAAUCCCUGAGGACUACAGUUGAGCAGGUUCAGGCUAAAGAAAACCUGCUGACUCAGAAGGAAAUUGAGAUUUCUCAGGAGAGAGAUAACAUCCAAAAAUGUAAUACGACAUCUGAAAGGGAGCUACAAGUACUGAUGGAUCAGAUCAAGGCAAACGAGGAACAGCUGGUCACACUGGAACAUGAGGGAUCCAUACAGUCGGACAUGCUACAGCAGGAGAUCAGAGAUUUAAAAACACAACUCUCUGAUAUGGGUGACUCUCUCUCAGAAGCUCAGGAGAAGGUUCAGACUCAGCUAGUCAUGCUCACCAAGCAGGAGCAGGACAGCGCUGAGCAGAUGGGGCUUCUUCAGCAGCAGCUGGCAUCAAUAAAUGCAGAGCUGGACCAAUACCGAGAGACACAAGCUGUAGAAAUCCGAGUGAAAGAGGCUGAACAGGCUGCCACUUUCAGAGAAAAGGAGGCUCUGGUUCAGGAAAAAGAAGUACUCAUGGCCAGGAUACUGCAGACGGAAAACAACCAGAAAGCUCUGGAGGAACAACAUGAAGCUGUGGUGUUUGAGAAGGAUAGACUCGCUCAAGCCACGCAGGCCAUGGAGAGAGACAACAAGGCCUCUCAUGAACUGGAAUCUUUGCUACAGCAUGAGAUGGAGAUAUUGAAAAAGGAGAAGGAGAUACUCUUGAAAGAGAAAGAAAAAGCAGACGAAAUCCAAACACUAAAGAAAGACCUACAAGAACAGCUGUCGGCUAAAUCUGAGGCUGCAGAACAUUACAAAGCACAGAUGGAGAAGGCCAUGAGCCAUUACAAUGGCAAAAAGCAGCUUCUCCAGGAAAGCCAAGAGGAGGCGAUUGAACUCAAGCAAUCCUUGGAGGUGAAAGAGUGUGAAAGAAAUGCUUCUACCAUGGACAACAAGCUGCUUCAACUUGAUUUGGAGAAGGCCCAAACCAAUGAGAAAGCACUUUUGAACAGGGUGGCCAAUUUAGAGGCACAGCUGGCGUUUGCUGAACGUAACCUGCGUGCACAGAACAAGUUUCAUGGUAAUGAAGGAAGCUCGCGGACGUCCCUUUACAUGGAGGUUGCCGAUGCACACUCGAGUGUAAACACUAAAGCAAAGGAGAAGAAAGCCAUAAGCUCUGACAGCCUGGACCACAGCUCCCUGGAAGACUCUCUAAACAACACAAGAAAACUUUUAGCACCUGAUGAAUCAAGCACACCGCUUGUUCGCAGUUCAGAGCGCUUGGCAGCCAAACACAGACGUCUACCCACGGAGUCCCUGGAGACCCUGUACUUUACACCUAUAAACAGCAGACAGAUCAACAGGAUCAAUGCAGAGCACACACACGAGCUGGAUUCAACACGGAAAAAUCCAACUUCUUCUGUGAAGCGACGAAGGACCACACAGGUUAUUAACAUCACCCUGACCAAGAAAACCCCAGGUGGCGGUGAGCAUGAUGACACUUUCUACAGUCUGGCCUCGGCUCGCUCCCAUCCAGACCUCUCCAGUGCCCACUCUGCACGCCCCGUACCUAUGGAGCUGCUAGACACACCUGCCAGAUUGACCGGCCCUGCCAGAUUGACCGGCGCUGCCAGCGACCAGCUCAUCGGUCUUCCAGGCUACAGGCGGAGCACCAUGCUUUCACAGCCUGCCAGUACAUUCUGUGCAGGGGCGGAGAACGAGCCUGACGUUGGACCUGAUGAUUGGAUGAGGAUUGCCGAGCUCCAGGGCAGGAACAAGGCCGUCCUUCCUCAUCUGAAGAGCAGCUACCCCGUGGAGUCUGACCCAUGCCGUGGCGCGACUUUCCUCUUCACAGACGAAGAGCUCCGUACGGGCGACCCGUCUGACACCAUCCGCCGGAGCGUCCACCAUGCCGGGCCAGCUGAAAGAUUCUCUCGCCUCCCAUCGGCACUCUCUCAUGGUGGGACACUCGGCUGCAGCUGCCAAUACUCGUUCUCACCGUCUGUCCUUGAUGCCCGAGCUGCCAUCAAAAACCGUCAGCUCGAAAGGCACCAAGCGGUCUUCAUCUACGCUGUCCGUACACCAAACUUCGCCUGAG